AUGUCCUCCACCGCAAUGAUGAAUCCUGCACAAUCGCUACAACACCCGCACCGUAAGCCUGUACCGGCAAGAGCGUCGUACAACAACCUCCAGCAGGCGCAAGCCCAGCAACCGCCAGCGCAGUAUCCUGUCGACCAAAGAACGUACUCGCGAACGACCACCAACUCUUCCUCAUCACCCGCCAACACUAUGUACACUGCCCCGUCUGUUCAACCACAGCAGCUUCCACAACGAGAACGGCGUACCCUAUCUAAUGCCACCUCAUCGACCGCUUCGACGACCAAUGCCGGCCUCCAACGCGCCCCUACCAAUGCCUCGCAACCUAGGCGUUCGACCUCUUCGCGCUCCACCAAUUCCGCCUCGCCUACCUCCUACGUAGCUCUCAUGCGCAAGCAGAAGGCCACCGUCUGGUGUGACCGCGCUCAAGUCGAGAACCCAGAGAUCCUCGCCCGCCGGCGCGCUAUCAAGAUGCAAGCUGCGAAGGAUGUCGCCGGCGGCUCCCACCGCUUCAGCUCAAGCAGCAACAACGCUCCUCAAAGCAUUGGCAUCCGCAGCAAGAUACGGCACCAUGGCCUGCCCAAAGCGAACCAAUACACUGGCCAAGGCAAUCUAGCAGGCGCAGGCGUGCCCUUACGGCUCAGCGCCACAGAAGUCGACGAAAACGACAGCGACGAAGAGCAAGACUCGAAAUACAUGAAGCAAUACCACUCCCGCAACGGCAGCCGCGGCUCCAGUUUCAACAGCGGACGCCAGCCCAACAACAAUUACCUCAGUUCCGGCAACGGCAGAGGAUACAGCAGCGGCUCCACGCCUCGCAGCGGCCAUAGUCCGGUCGACAGCACGACGGACGUUGCGGACGAGACGCCGAUGCCGAAUCAGUACGGACAGCAGGCUGGCGGGUACUUUGAAGAGGGCGAUGAGGCGGCGGAGGAGGCGAAGUUUGGCGGGGUGGGUGGGCUGCCGCAGCGCACGAAGCCGGUGCCGCAGGAGGGGCAUACGAGUGAUGAUUUGAGGCGGAGAGGGAGCGUGGAUGAUCGGACGAUGACUAUGAGUGGGGUCAGGUUGUUUGUUGCCAAUCCGGAUUUGAGUGAUUGA
Messenger RNA from Saxophila tyrrhenica, 1095 nucleotides. RefSeq lists its product as uncharacterized. The transcript has a single exon. NCBI's taxonomy places the organism in Eukaryota, Fungi, Ascomycota, Dothideomycetes, Mycosphaerellales, Extremaceae. The coding region runs from base 1 to 1095 and encodes 364 amino acids. The record is from RefSeq and is a predicted model, not a curated record.